Lynx canadensis (Canada lynx) is the source of this 1506-nucleotide messenger RNA. It is a transcript of the gene ANHX, whose product is annotated as anomalous homeobox. Gene Ontology annotation, cellular component: nucleus; transcription regulator complex. The record is from RefSeq and is a predicted model, not a curated record. Gene Ontology annotation, biological process: regulation of transcription by RNA polymerase II. Bases 1 to 1449 code for a protein of 482 amino acids. NCBI's taxonomy places the organism in Eukaryota, Metazoa, Chordata, Mammalia, Carnivora, Felidae. The transcript is spliced from 9 exons. Gene Ontology annotation, molecular function: DNA-binding transcription factor activity, RNA polymerase II-specific; RNA polymerase II cis-regulatory region sequence-specific DNA binding.
AUGCAGAGCUUCCUGAAGCUGCUGAGGGAGAGUGGGGGCGCUGGGCCACCCCUGGCGGAGCUGGUGACUCUUGCAGGCAGGCUGUGCCGAGACCUCCAGGAUGACCCCGCCCAGGCGCAGCCCUUGGUCACAGCCGUGUUGGACAGUCAGCUCCGCCUGCACCUCUUGGACAAUGCGGACGUGGCCUUCGUGUGUGCCCGGGUGCUGGACCAGCAAGAGCAGCACCAGGCUGCCUGCCGGGUGCUGGAGGGUUGCCGUGUGCCCGGGGGCAGCCAGGAGCUGGUCCAGCUCUGGAACGACAUUCACUACCAUCUGGUCAUGAAGCGGCUGGGCGUGGCUGUGCUGACCCCAGUGCAGAAGUUCCGCUGCAGAAAGAGAAACCCACCACCCCUCUCCCUCUGCCCUGAUGGCCUGAAGAGCCGAAACUUUCCCAGAGAGGUUCGCCGGAAGCUGCACGACUUUGCCUCGAGCGUGAGCACCAACCCCAGCAAGGCUGAGCGGGAGAACCUGGCCUUGGAGACGAGCCUGACCGUAGAGCAAGUGUACAACUGGUUUGCCAAUUACCGGCGGCGCCAGAGGGCCCUUCUCCAGCGCCUGGAGCCAGCGCCGGAGGACACAGUAGAGGACCCCAGUGUGAGGGAGAGGGGUCCGGACCGCCCCCAGCCCUCAGACCACCCCCACCUUGGCUCUGGGUGUGUGGACAGGCCUCAGUGGCCAGCAGGACAGGAGGAAAAUGGGCCUGCACAAUCCAGAGAGACCGCCCAAGGGCCGUGGGAGUCGCUGGCCCUGGCCCCGGACUUUUCUGGAGAUGAGACUAUGCCAAAGCCAUUGCCUCCCAGGUCUCUGCAGGGUGGUGAGAUGUACCAGGAGGGGCCUGGCCACGAUCCUGUCACUCUCCCUGCCAUCUGCCCAGGCCCUGGCGUCUGUCCUCUGGCUGCUGGCAGUGACAUGCUAGACCCUUCUCUGGCUGCCCCUGAGUCGUGGCUGAUGUCUCUUGCACUGGCGUCCUCCAGGGAAGUUUCCUUCCAGACCGGGCAUCUGGUUCACGGGCCUGGGUUGGACUUCAUGAUGCGCCCUGCAGAUGCAGCUGUGGCUGUGUCCGUUACUGCUCUGGGUGAGCCCAGCUCCACAGGAUUCGCUGACCCACCUGUUGGCAAUCCGCAGAGCAUGUACCUGGAGGAAGGUCCGGGCACUGGCGGUGGUCAAGAAGAACAACAGGCUGGCGGCUUCCAGGUGACACAGCCCCCGCCACAGCCUCCUGAAUUCAUCCUGACCCAGAGCCCCCUGGAGUUGGCUCCGGACCCCUCUUUCUCCAGCCCUAUGUCUGCUCUGGACCUGAGCCAGCCCUUGCCCUCCAGCCAGGUGCAGUGGCCCGAUGGCCAGGCCUCUAGCGAUGCCUUCUGGGGAGCCCGGAUGCUCCUUGAGCUUUCAGGGGGUAGCCUGGGUUGAGAGAUAUCCUUUGGGGUAUCCAGCCAGUGCCCUGGGGAGCAGAUGUGGACAUCCAGC